Messenger RNA from Calidris pugnax (ruff), 1400 nucleotides. RefSeq names its product fetuin B (gene FETUB). NCBI's taxonomy places the organism in Eukaryota, Metazoa, Chordata, Aves, Charadriiformes, Scolopacidae. The transcript is spliced from 8 exons. Bases 113 to 1288 code for a protein of 391 amino acids. Gene Ontology annotation, biological process: negative regulation of endopeptidase activity; binding of sperm to zona pellucida. Gene Ontology annotation, cellular component: extracellular region. Gene Ontology annotation, molecular function: cysteine-type endopeptidase inhibitor activity; metalloendopeptidase inhibitor activity. The record is from RefSeq and is a predicted model, not a curated record.
AAGGGGACAGGAGUUUAUAAAGAGUGUCCAUUACCAGAGUCUGCUGUUCCCACCGGUCAGCCCCUCCACUCUGCCCUGCCACCCCGAUUGCUGCCCUGCUUCUCUCACCACCAUGAUUUUCCUGGUUUUGGUGCUCUUUGGCGUGCAGACGCUGUGCCCCUGGGCUGCCUCCCGUCCCACCAGUGCGGGGCCAGCAGAGCUGCUGUCCCCCAGCUGCGACGGCAGAGCAGCGGAGGAGGCUGCGGACCUGGCCCUCCACCACAUCAACGCCCACCGAAGAGAGGGCUACGUCCUCAGGCUCUACCGGAUUUUCAGUGUGCGAGAGCAUCCUCAGGAGAUCACUGGUUCUGUCUUCUACCUCGUCUUGGAUGUAGUAGAUACCGAAUGCCACGUACUCAGCAAAAAGUCAUGGAAGGACUGUCCGGCCAGACAAGCUCAUGCAACUGUUUAUGGUCAAUGCAAAGCAAUUAUCUACAUUAAUCAGGCAAGAAAUAUUUCUCAUCUUAAUACUUAUGAGUGCACUUUGCAACAAGUUCCACGCAGAUACAUUUGGAGAGUAUGUCCUGACUGCCCGGUUGAUGACUGUCCAACCAAGCCCGAAUAUUUGGAGGCUGCUGCUCAAAGCCUUGCCAAGUUCAACCAGCAGAGUGAAGAAACGCGUUAUUUCUCUGUCCUCAAUGUCACCAGAGCUUCAAUGCAGUGGGUCGUUGGUCCUGCAUAUUUUGUAGAGUUUUUAAUCCAGGAGACAUCCUGCUCCAAAACCGACACGAUUGCUGACAUCUCCCAGUGCAAGCCUCUUGCCCCAGAACCAGCUAAAACAGGUUUCUGCAAAGGCUCCGUAGUAAGGAGUGACAUGGAACAUAAACAGUAUGUCACAGUAUCCUGUGAAAUCUACAGCCCGCAGGAUCCUGCCACUGAAGAGGGGGACCAGCCAACGACUCAGACACCUUCAGAAACCAACCCCUUCUCCCCUCACCUGGAAAAAACGGUGGGCUGGGUUAGAAUUCUACCCCCUUCAACAGAGGACAUGUCUUCCCAACACCUACCAGAAGGUCAAAAUGAACAUGAAGAUGGAAAUCCAGUUCCACCUGAAGUUAUAGGAGCUACACCCGGUCUCGAUGGAGAAAAGACUCCAGUAGACAAAGCAGACUUGACCAAACCAGUCACUGGACCAGUUAUUCUCCCUUUUCCUGAAGAACUUUCUCUAUCAGACUCAUGCCCAGGAGAAGCAAAGGAGACAAAUUACAUCAUCCAAUCUUUGCUGCCAAAAAAGCCUACCAAAGCCUAGCCAGCAUCCAACCACCUCAACUACCUGACACAAAACAGCAGCCACAAUGGCAACCCAAUCUUUCCAUUUGUGUUAUGUCCUUAAAUAAAUAAAUUGCUUAUUACCGUCUUCA